AUGAGUGGUAGAAGAAGAGCCGAUUCGCUGAAGGGUUUGUCGCUUCCAAAAUAUAACCGACCUCAAACUGAAGAAGAGAUGGCUUCGAUGCAUAACUAUAGAGAUAGUGGCAUCCUUCUUCUCUCUUUAACUCAAUCUCGACAAGCUUGGACAAGUUCUAUUUUAAGAAAGUUUUCUAGCAAACAAGAAGUUGUUUAUCAACCUAAAUUACCAGAAUAUACAAAUCCCAAUGCGAUUGUUUCAUUACUGGGAAAAUGUCAUAUUACCAUAGGACCACACACUUUUUAUGACACUAAAAUUUAUGAGGCCGUAUAUGAAAAAGAAAUGCCGAAUCCGGAUAUCCCAGUUGGAAAUUUUCAAAUUCAGCAACCAACACAGCUGGGAUCGCUCCAAUCUCCAGCACAACAGCAACAGCAAACGCAAUCAAGUACACCAAAUUUAGCACAAACUCCGCAAUCUGUUAUACAAAUGCCACUACAACAACCGUCUACUGCAACUCAUACACAACAAUCGUCUCAAAUGAAAACUCCGUCAGCUUCAACGACACAGUCGUUUCCUAGACCAAUACAUCCUGCUAUACAGCCGAGGCCGCAAUCACAAUCACAAACGCAAGUACCGAUUCAACCACGAGUUACUUUACCAAGGAUAUCUGCACGUCCAGCUACUAAUACACCUCCAGCUACUAAUGCACCUCCAGCUCUGGCUUUGCCUAUAAAUACUUCAUCUGCAAAUUCGAGCGGUACAUCUUCAUCUUUAAAUGUGAAUGCUAAUACACCAAAAGUUCCACCACAAGCUACGCCACAACUCACUGCUUUCAUGCAAACAGUACUUCAAUCUGUUAAUCCAACUCAGAUAUUGGCCAUUCAAGAACAUUUGCGUCAUCCUCAAGUGGCAGCUCACAUGUCCCUUGAACAAAAAAACGCGUUGAUCAGUCAAUUAACAAUUAUCCAUCAAUUAUUGACAUCAACCCAAUUAUCUCAACAGAAACCUCAACAGCAAUCAGUUCAUUCACGAACACAGUCUCCUGCGAUGAGAGUUAGACAAGUUGUUAGGCACGAGGUCCUGUUAGAGUUUAAGGAAACUAAGAAUGAUAAAUGGUUGUUUCCAAAGGACGCAAUUUUAGAAGCAAUGUCAAUGUCUGAACCUUAUGAUGUACUUGCAUCGUUUUAUCUUCCUCAAAAUGAAGACACAUCAAAUUCCAAGCAGCAACAUCAGCCUGUUACGAUGCAUAUGACUAAUAUAACUCAACCGAUGUUGGAUGCUUUAAAAAAAGCUACGAAUGAUGUAACUACUGUCUUUAAAUCAAUGGUUGAAAAGGCAAACAAGCAACCCAAUCGUGUUUAUUUGCAAUACUGUUUGCCUUGUGAUUAUCCCGAAGACUUAUUAGAGGCAAUUGGACAAAAAGUUUCUAAAUUAGACGGAACCAUGCAAAAAUCUAGAAACGGGGAAGGUAGCAAAACAACAUCAAGGGCAUCAACUUCGGCUCCAAAGAAAGCAAAAACAGUGCCUGAUGUUGCGGCUCAUGCAGCGCCUGUUUCAACAUCUGGAUCCAGUGGAGGUAACAAACGUUGUGCUUAUUGUUUUUGUAAGAGUACUCCUAUGUGGAGAAGAGGUCCUGAUGGUGCUGGGACUCUUUGCAAUGCCUGUGGUGUGAAAUGGAAACAAGGAAAGAUAUUGCAGGGUACUAAUGCUAAUCGUGCCACUGAAGCCAGCGGUGACUCUGUGACAGUUGCACCAAGUCCUAAAUCUAGAAAAUAUUCAUUAUCAGCUGCAUGCACUUCUCCUACUGCACCUACAGCUGUAAAAGCUAAAAAGAAGCCUGGACGAUCACUUUCAAUUAGCGAAGGUGCGUUAUCACUUACUGAUGAUGAUGAAAGCCGAGAUAAGAAUCUUAGCAAUACUGGAGAAAAUUUAAACCCAGAGUCACAAAAGAGUGGUAGUGGCAGAAGAGCAUCUGCAUCAUCAAAGAAAAAUAGUUUUAAAGACCCAGAAUCACCAGACAUUGUAUCCAGUCCAUCACGAUCACCACAGUACACAUCCAUAUCCACUGCAACAGGAGGGGUAGGAUUACCAACAUCUCGCGCUUCUACUACAACAUCUACACCAACAACAAAUUCUCCAACCAUACUUGGUGGUGGUAUUGGGUUUCCAAUAAAUUUGAAAUUAAAUUCAAUCUUGUUUGGCUCUUCAGGAAAUAAUUUGAUUGGAGGAAAUAAUAAUAACAGUAAUCAACAAGAUGGAAAUUAUUAUUUCUCACAACCUAAUUGUAGUGCGCAAGUUUUCGAAGAUUGUCUAAAAAUAAGAUUGGAAAAAGAUGGAUACGAAAAAACUAGCAUUGAUAUUUGGAAAGAAAAUUUAGAUUUUUUAAAUUUUGAAAAUGAAAGAGAUUUGGCUACUGGAAUUCCAUUACUUUCAGUUCAAGCAUACGUUACUCAGCAUUUGAAUAGGUUCGAUCAAGAACUAUUAAACCCUGAUCUCAAUAAUACUUUGGUAACAUUCAAAUUUAUAAAUUUGAAUGUUAACUUUAGGCCUACUACUACAAUUAUUGAAAAUAAUGGGAGUGGUAAUGAUAUAUUUAGAAGUGGUGAAAGUAGAGACCUUAAAACAUUUUUAGAGAAAUGGGUAUCUUCAGGAAUUAAUAUUACAAAGUAA
Molecule: messenger RNA, 2652 nt
Organism: Scutellospora calospora
Lineage: Eukaryota; Fungi; Glomeromycota; Glomeromycetes; Diversisporales; Gigasporaceae
Source: the annotation of a GenBank genome assembly